Messenger RNA from Rhea pennata, 1903 nucleotides. It is a transcript of the gene NKX6-1, whose product is annotated as NK6 homeobox 1. NCBI's taxonomy places the organism in Eukaryota, Metazoa, Chordata, Aves, Rheiformes, Rheidae. The record is from RefSeq and is a predicted model, not a curated record. Gene Ontology annotation, cellular component: nucleus. Gene Ontology annotation, molecular function: RNA polymerase II cis-regulatory region sequence-specific DNA binding; DNA-binding transcription factor activity, RNA polymerase II-specific. Gene Ontology annotation, biological process: regulation of transcription by RNA polymerase II; cell differentiation.
AUGCUGGCGCUGGGGCAGAUGGACGGCGCGCCCCGGCAGAGCGCCUUCCUGCUGGGCAGCCCGCCGCUGGCCGCCCUGCACAGCAUGGCCGAGAUGAAGGCGCCGCUGUACCCCGCGUACCCGCUGCCCGCCGGGCCCGCGUCCUCCUCCUCCGCCUCCGCCUCGCCCGCCUCCGCCUCGCCCCGCCCGCUCGGCUCCCCGGGCGCCGCCGGCCUCAAGCCGCCCCCCGCCGCCGCCGCCGCCGCCGCUGCGGGCGGCCUCUCGGCGCUGGGCUCGGCGCCGCCGCAGCUCUCGGCCGCCACCCCGCACGGCAUCAACGACAUCCUCAGCCGGCCCUCCAUGCCCCUGGCCGGCGCCGCGCUCGCCUCCGCCUCGCCCUCCGCCUCCUCGGCGGCGCCCGCGGCGCUGCUGGCCGGGCUGCCCCGCUUCGGCACCCUCAGCCCCCCGCCGCCGCCGCCGCCGCCGCCGCCGCCCCCGCCGCCGCCGCCGCCCCCGCCGCCGCCCGGCCUCUACUUCAGCCCCGGCGCCGCCGCCGCUGCCGCCGCCGCCGCCGCCGCCGCCGCCGUGGCCGCGGGGCGCUACCCGAAGCCGCUGGCCGAGCUGCCCGGCCGGACGCCCAUCUUCUGGCCGGGGGUGAUGCAGAGCCCGCCGUGGAGGGACGCGCGCCUCGCCUGCGCCCCCCAUCAAGGCUCAAUUUUGCUGGAUAAAGACGGAAAGAGAAAACAUACACGACCCACUUUUUCUGGCCAGCAGAUUUUCGCCCUGGAAAAGACUUUUGAGCAGACGAAAUAUUUAGCGGGACCGGAGAGGGCCAGGCUAGCCUAUUCGCUGGGGAUGACAGAGAGUCAAGUCAAGGUGUGGUUCCAGAACCGACGGACCAAGUGGCGGAAGAAGCACGCGGCGGAGAUGGCCACGGCCAAGAAGAAGCAGGACUCGGAGACGGAGCGGCUCAAAGGCGCCUCGGACAACGAGGAGGAGGAGGACGACGACUACAACAAGCCGCUCGACCCCAACUCGGACGACGAGAAGAUCGCGCAGCUGCUCAAGAAACACAAGCCGGGCGGCGGCGGGCUGCUGCUGCCCGCCGCCGAGGGGGAGGCCUCCGCCUGAGCCCCCCGACGGGCGGCCGGAUCCGUCCCCGAGCCUGCCCCCGGCGGCUUUUGUAAAUAAACCGCGAGUCACGCUGACCGGUGACUUAGAGACGUUCCUCGACUGUGAAUAUUUAAAAUGUAAAAUACCUUUUUUUCUCCCCCUUUUUUUGUAUAGAAAGAGCCGCUUCCGUCGGUGUCCCCCCCCCCCUUUUCCCCUCCCGGGCCGCGGCCCUCCUCCCCCGCGACAGGAAGCCCCGGCUCCCCCACCUCGAAUUGCACACGCCCUUCAUGCUAUUUAUUAGUAUUUUUGAAAUACUUCUUCUUCUCUUUUUCUUUUUUUCUUUCUUUUUUUCCUUUCUUUCGGUUGUUGUCGUGAAGAGGGAGGGGGGAGAGGGCAAGUUGACAUAGUUUGCUUUAACUUAACCCGUUUUCCAAUAAAAGUGCGUGUUGAAAAGUAGAUGGUGGGAAUUGUCACAACCACUUUCAGUCAGAAUAUAAAAUUCAUUUAGUUGCUGUAAUUGACUUUAAAGUGUGUUUUCUUUUGUAUCAUAAAGAAUACUAGAGAAUGUAAAUUGUUUUCUUUUUUUUAAGCUAAUAGCGAUGAUAUAUCGUGAUAUAGCGUCUUAACAUUUAUUAAUUUAUAUUAAAAAUAAUUCGGUUUGUAAAGAGAAGAAAAGCCCUUUGCAAGACCAGUUAAAUGUAAUGCACUUUCUGUUUAAAAAACGAUAAAUCAAUUAAACCAGUUUAAAGACGUCUGCUGCCUUCACUAAAGGGUACAGAUAAUCUGAUCUCAUCAGAGAUCGAAUAAUAAA